Prorocentrum cordatum is the source of this 3313-nucleotide messenger RNA. NCBI's taxonomy places the organism in Eukaryota, Dinophyceae, Prorocentrales, Prorocentraceae. The record is from the annotation of a GenBank genome assembly.
UGCACGCGGCAGAGGGCGGCAGUGUUUCGCCGCAGGCGUUUUCUAUAAAUCCUCUCGGAGCUUCUCCGGAGUUGGCAAAGAUGCUUGUGUGGACGACGGGACAGGUCGAUCCCACGUUGCACCGAUAUCCGAUUUGACUGGCACCAAGGACCUCCGAACCCGAGUCAUCAUUUUCGAUUCUUGAGCUCGGGUUUCCUCUGAUCUAGCAGCCCUGUUGUUGUCUUCCAUUGGCUUAGACGCGGCUAUGCCCUCGAAUGCCUGUUUCCAAUACGCCACUAACGAAUCCACAGCAUACUGUCCGAAGUUGCCGUGCAGCAGAAUCACAGAAGUCACCCUCAUAAUGGGUUCCAUCAUCUGGCUCCGGCGCACAAGCUGCUGCACGAACGCGUUUGGGUGUGAUUCGGCCUUCUUGAACAUUUCACAUACAGUCUUUGUUUGCGACAAGAACGCGUUGAUCUUGAUGGGGUCAUCCCAAAGAGACCGUGCCAAAAUCAAUGGGUAAGCAGUUGCAUAGUAAGUUUGGGUAGUUGCGCGAGCUCUCAGCAUGCCAAAGGUGAGCGUCCAGAUCUCGUUGGCUGCGAUGUCCUGGGAGAGGAUGCGUUCUUCUGGCACUGUGGCUCCAGGGAGCUUGCUCGGGGGAUGCAUGUCGAGCCCCAUCCACUCGAGCUUCUCUGGACAGAAGAGACAAUCGAUCAACGCGUGAAGCUCACCCACGUGGCCCCACGUGGCGGCAUCUAGAAAAAACUUACGGCUACCAGCCUUAGUUCUCAGAUCCUGCAUCCAGUGGCCAUGCUGGGUGCUCAACGGCUCCGACACGAUGCCGAUUAUCCGGCUUGCCUCUUUCAAAUCGGGGCUCGCGGCCAGCUCCAAACAUACGUCGUCAACUAUUGAUUUUUACACCGCUUGUAGAUGGCACCCAUAUUUUCCGAAGAAGUCUUGAUCGGGCAAGCCGCCGUUUUCUCGGAGUCCCCCUCGCCCCCCAGAGGCGGUUCGACGUCUUGUUGCGCCUUCGCCUCCUUCACCUUUGUGGUCUUCCAAACUUGCCACGCCUUCGAAACAGCGCCCGUGGUCAAGCCCCAGUGCAACAACAACAAAAGUGUCUCAGACCAACCUUUACGUCGUUGUUUCUCACCUUUCGGAUAUGAGAGCCAGCGCGCCAAAGCGAUGGUCUCUCCCUGCCUCUGCACAAUAUCGAGAAAAGGGAGGUCCUUGAUGAAUUGCUUCCUCGCCUCCACGUUUGUCUCGGACUCUGUCCGCCAACCGCGCUCGAAACAAAUGUCGGGCCACAAGGCCACAAGACUGGCGUCGUUUUCUUCCAACAGUUCCUUCGCCUCCAGAAACCGCCACCGUGCUCCCGGCACAGGUUGGGGCGCCCUCUGGAGCCCCAAAACAUACAAUGUUCACAUUGGCAUGCCCUGUAAGCCACCAUGCAUCCAAUUCACAUUUCUCAAAAGUACGAAGGGGGUCUCUCAAAAGUGCGGACGGGGGCGCCAAGCUCGGACCUCGAAAGAUCAGGUCGGGCCUGGGCAUAUGUCCACAACGUGUGAGCAACUUGGGACGGGCAACGCUCGCCCCAAGUUUUGAAGCAAAGAUCCCGCCUGAACAGGCGCCCACACGUGAUUGUCGCCGGACGGGUCCCAGAACAUGCGCAUUCAAUAAGUUGUCUCCUCACCUGCGAGCCACACCCCGUCGGUCUGCAUGCAAAGGGACCCGCGGUUCGGCAUGAAGGACCACCCAUUGGACAUGUAACCAAAGAAAACAUCCCAGUCCCACCGCGUGGCCUGGGAGACGGUCUCACGCCCUUUCCCUUUGCGACCCCAGAUCUUCAUUCCAGCAAGUGCUGCUUUGGCUGUCUUCAGGGCUGGAUGUUGCUUCAUUUUCUUUAAAAGCUCUAGUUUGUAGAGUCUGGUUGUCUUGCGGUUCUUCCCUGUCGGCGUGGUUAUGGCUGGCAACUCCAAUAUCUUUUCAGUCGGCCAAUUGUCUCCGUCCACCCUUGAACACUCCAUGACGCAUGCGAGGCUGGAAAUGAUGUCUUUGGCAAGGCUGAUCUUGGCAUCACUCGACGGGUCCUUCCCGAUAGGGUUCCCCAGGAAACGCAACAGAUACACAAGCGGCACCUGGGGUGCAACGUGCUAUCCAUAGACGCAGCUCGCGAGAUGGAGGUUUGAAGGGCAAGGCGCAGCAUGACACGAACACGUUUAAAAGGUUGUCGGACCAAAACGAGCACGAAACCUAAAAACUCUGUGAUUUCGGAGCUGCGGCUACGGCUCGCUGGGUUUACGCAGGCGCCUUGUUAUGAUCGUCGGUUGGAGUGCGUCUGAAAAACUGCGCGGCCAACCCGUGGCCGAGAAGGAUCGUCAAGGCCCCCGCAUCCACGCCGCCGCCUGCCACCACGAUCCGUCGAGGUGGAAUAGCGGCCUCCCCAAUCGCAGCCUCUGGUCCGUAGGUGAAAAAAGCGCCGUCGUGCGCGAGAUACCUGUCAAAGAACGUUUCCAUGAUAAGUCUGGAGUUCUCGGCCUCCUGUGGCUCGCUCUUCCCCUUGCUGACCAAUGACUUUACGAGAAACCAAAGCAUGAGAGUCGUGGAAAGCUUGGUGUCGUCGCUGCUUUGAGUGAGGUCGAGAGCCCUCACCUUGCCCUCACCACCACAUCGUAUGUCAUUCCUCGCAGAAGCUAACAAUGAACGGGUGCUCGGCAUGCAGCUCGAUGCAUCGAGGCCGAGCUGCAACGCGAUCCUCUUGCAUGCUUCGACUCUUUUUUUCAAUAAUGGCCAACUGUACCUCCCCAGCAUUGCCAGGACCAGGCAGGGCAGAGACCAAAACAUGAAACAACCAGCGACUGGCAGAGUGUAGAGCCAAACCUGAAUGUGGAUGGUCUUGUUUGUGCCUCUGGUAUGUUCAAAACCUGAUGACGAAGACUCCUCGGAAAAUUUUUUGCACCACACGGCGGCGCCAUCUUCUUUCUUCACGAAAGGUUUGCCUGAGUCGGUUUUGUGAUAGGUCCGAGUGAAAAUAUUAUUUGCCCACACAACGAAAGAAACACCGUCGGAUGCCAUCUCGCCCACUCGGUCGUUCCUACGGUGCGGCAGCGUCAAGUAAGCGAAACCAUCACCUGAGAAGGCAAGUGCACAAUCUGGGCCCAUGUCGUCAGGUAGCCUGACGAUCUCACCAGUCCCCGUGUGCUCCAAGCAUUGCCCGGAAGCGCCGCCGACAGUCAGGCGAACGAGGCCCACGUGAGGGACCUCCAUGCUAAGAGGUCCGAGUGGGGGGGGAUGGCGCAGGCUGCUCUCAGCGUCACUUGAAUUUGGAUUCGAG